Messenger RNA from Columba livia (rock pigeon), 1980 nucleotides. RefSeq names its product metabolism of cobalamin associated A (gene MMAA). The record is from RefSeq and is a predicted model, not a curated record. The coding region runs from base 644 to 1912 and encodes 422 amino acids. NCBI's taxonomy places the organism in Eukaryota, Metazoa, Chordata, Aves, Columbiformes, Columbidae. Gene Ontology annotation, cellular component: cytoplasm. Gene Ontology annotation, molecular function: GTP binding; GTPase activity. The transcript is spliced from 7 exons.
CAACAUCCUUCUUUACAAACGACAGGGCUGAGAAACUGUUAUGUCAACAUGGAAGUAUAUGUACUCAUGCAAGGAUCUGACAUGAGUCUCCAGUGUAUCUCCAAAGUGAUCUGUUUGCCGCUGUUGUGUAGCUAUAGCGUUUUUCAUUAAUCUGUAACGUUCCUUCAGAGAAACUUUAUUUUUGCCCAGACUAGGUCUACUAGUUGUCUUCUGAGGUCUUGUCACCAGGCUGCACUGGAGUUUAGGGUCAUGCUUUGAGACCGGGAAGAGGGUUCCAUUGAGUUCGAUGCGGAAGGACGCUGGUCGUAGGGUGGUGGGUCUCUCGGAAUGCCUGGUGAAAGGCAAGGCCUCUAUCGCAGCCACCGCCAUCCUCCUGGGCCGCGUCCCUGACCCAGCCAACGGCCACGCUUUCCGUUAACGGCUUCGACGGGCCCCGCGAGCGGCUGGGCGGGGCCUGCCGGCGCAUGCGCGGCGCUGCCUCGGCGUAGACCUUCGGGCGGGCCGUGGCCGGGAAGCCCGAGGCAGGGUGGGACCCGUGCCCCCCGUGGCCGGACAGCUUCCGGCUCAGCGUGAAGGCGUCACUUCCCUGCGGCGGGGCGAGGAGGCGGGGUAGCGCCGGGUGUCUGCAAACAGGAGGCAACUGAUGCCUCUGGUACCUCUAAUUUCAAACAAGAUGAAGAUCUCCUUUUUAUUGCUGAGGUUCCCUCAUUAUUAUUUCUCUAGAAGAACUUAUUUCAAGAACUGUCACUUCACAUCCAGAGGAAAUUUCCUGUGUGUCAGAUCUCUUAUGCCAGUGCACCUCAAUUGUACAAAAUGGAUGUGUUCAUCAAAUGUUUUGAGGAGAGAGCUGUGUCAACAAGUGGCCUCUGACCAGCAAACAGAGAGACUUUCUGACAGAGAACAGAGGCUCUUAGACAGACUUUACACUGGUCUCAUCCAAGGUCACAGAGCUUGUUUAGCAGAAGCCAUUACGCUUGUAGAAUCAACUCAGAGUAGGAAGAAGAAAAUAGCGCAGGUGCUUCUUCAGAAGGUAUUAUCCUACCACAGGGAACAAGAAAAGUUAAAUCAAGGAAAGCCACUUGCCUUUAGAGUGGGGUUGUCUGGUCCUCCUGGUGCUGGGAAAUCGACUUUCAUAGAAUGCUUAGGGAAAAUGCUUACAGAAAGAAAACACAAAGUGUCUGUGUUGGCUGUAGACCCUUCCUCUAGUACAAGUGGUGGUUCGCUAUUGGGUGAUAAAACACGGAUGACUGAGUUGUCAAGAGACACGAAUGCAUACAUCAGACCAUCCCCAACCAGAGGGACAUUGGGAGGUGUAACAAGGACUACAAAUGAAGCCAUUCUGCUGUGUGAAGGAGGAGGCUAUGAUGUUGUUCUUGUGGAAACAGUAGGUGUGGGACAGUCAGAAUUUGCUGUGGCUGAUAUGGUUGAUAUGUUUGUAUUACUGCUACCACCUGCGGGUGGAGAUGAAUUACAGGGUAUUAAACGGGGUAUAAUUGAGAUGGCAGAUCUAGUUGCUAUAAAUAAAGCUGAUGGUGAUUUAGUUGUGCCUGCACGGAGAAUACAAGCUGAAUAUAUUAGUGCUAUGAAGCUGCUUCGCAAGCGUUCAAAGGUUUGGAGACCAAAGGUAAUGCGCAUCUCUUCCAAAACUGGAGAAGGUGUCUCAGAUAUGUGGGAUAAAAUGACAGAAUUUCGUGACCUUAUGCUCACAAGUGGUGAGUUGAUUGCCAAACGACGGAAACAGCAGAAAGUGUGGAUGUGGAACCUCAUCCAAGAAAAUAUGUUGGAGCAUUUCCGGAGUCACUUGGCAGUUAAGGAUAAAAUUCCACUUCUAGAAGAAAAAGUCCUUCGUGGUGUCUUGUCUCCUGGGCUGGCAGCUGACCUGCUACUGAAAGCGUUCAAAGAUGGUCUCUAAGCAUUAUAUUCUACUCUGUUCUUGUUAAGUGCCUUAUGUAAACAUGAACAUUAAAUACGUUUUUCCUA